AUGGCUGAAGAUGUGAACUCGCCGACAAAAAAGUUUGAAAAGAUUGUUUCUGACAAAUUGCAUGACCACACCGUUGGUUCGUACAUUUUUCAUGGAGAAGAUCACACGCUUGGAAAUGCGUUGAAGCAUAUGAUUAGUCAUUACCCUGAAGUUGAAUUUUGUGGCUACAACGUACCAAAUCCUUUGGAAGACCAGAUUCUAUUUCGUAUCCAGACUCGAGGCAUACCAGCUGACGUCAUACUUCGACGAGGCUUGAACGAUUUAGACCGUCUGUUCGGUAGUAUCGAAGAAAAAUUUAAAAUAGGUGAAUGCGCAUUGCAGCUGUUGGACGCACACAUCAAGCGUGAUUUCAAAUUUUAUAGCUUCUGUGGCCACAUAACAUAUUCUUGUCUCAACUUUUCGCAGUCGGUUGAUCUGUCGUUUACGACUUAA
Molecule: messenger RNA, 432 nt
Organism: Soboliphyme baturini
Lineage: Eukaryota; Metazoa; Nematoda; Enoplea; Dioctophymatida; Soboliphymatidae
Source: the annotation of a GenBank genome assembly